Molecule: messenger RNA, 966 nt
Organism: Penicillium angulare
Lineage: Eukaryota; Fungi; Ascomycota; Eurotiomycetes; Eurotiales; Aspergillaceae
Product: aromatic alcohol reductase
Exons: 4
Coding region: 1-966 (321 amino acids)
Molecular function (GO): oxidoreductase activity
Source: RefSeq, a predicted model, not a curated record
AUGACUACCAAACAACGGGUUUUGCUCCUUGGAGCUACCGGCGAGACUGGAAGCUCCAUUCUAAAUGGGCUUCAAGAGUCUGGCAAUUUUGAUGUAGAGAUCUUAGUUCGACCUGCUUCCGUGAAAAAGCCAUCAGUUCAAAAGCUUCAAGAGCAAGGCGUGAGGAUCUGGUCCAUAGAUCUUGACGAUUCCACCGAACUCACAUCUGCACUGACUGGGAUCGACAUUCUCAUCAGUGCCAUCGGUCCCCAUGAUUUGUUACAACAAAAGAAGCUACUACAGGCUGCCAAAACUGCGGGGGUGAAAAGAAUAGUCCCAUGUGCUUUCAUUACGGUCGCACCUCCGCAAGGCGCCAUGUUGCUUCGCGAUCAGAAAGAGGAGAUAUACAAUGCCAUCAAGUUAUUAGGUAUUCCAUACACCGUGAUAGAUGUCGGAUACUGGUAUCAAAUCUCAUUUCCGUCGCUCCCGUCCGGCAAAGUGGAUUAUGCAACAUUGUUGCCGAAGAACGUCAUCCAUGGCGACGGCACGGCACCAAAUCUUCUAAUUGACUUACGUGACAUUGGGUUAUUUGUUGCGAGUAUACUAUGCGACGACCGUACAUUAAAUAGAUACGUGUAUUCGUUUGGGGAGGUCCUUAGUGAGAACGAAAUUUACCGUAUUGUGGAGGAGCUUUCUGGGGAGAAGGUAGAAUCGACUCGGGUGUCGACUGAAUCUAUCGAGGAAGCCGUUGAACAGGCUAAAGCUGCUUUGAAUUUGAAUCAAGAGGAUCCGAUGAAGCGCAUUGGCCUCUAUAAGGCUCAAUACGAAUACAGCAAAUAUGUGCGACAGGACAAUACGCCAGAAUAUGCAGACUUUUUGGGCUAUCUGAACGCACGAGAGCUCUACCCGGACUUAAAGCCAAGAGAAUUCCGUGAAUAUUUCACAGAGGUCAUGGCUGGAAAAGCCAGGAAGGUAUACGAUAGUUAA